AUGGACUCGUCACAGCAGCUGAAUAAGCCGCACCGUGGCAGCGACGGGAAGAAAAAUACCGCCAAAAAGAAGCUCCAUGCCAACGGCCACAACGCCAAGGCGUUCGCCGUGGCGGCACCUAAAAAACUCGAGAAAAUGGCCCGAAGAACCCACGAUGUCAAUGAAAAACGCUACCACGUGCCCAUGGUCGACAGAACCCCGGACGACGACCCGCCUCCGGUGAUUGUUGCCGUGGUGGGGCCUCCAGGAACAGGAAAAACCACGCUCAUCAAGUCGCUCGUGAAGAAACUCACAAAGAGCACUCUCACCGAAGUGAAAGGCCCAAUUACCGUUGUGAGUGGCAAACGGAGGAGAUUGACGUUUAUGGAAGUCAACAACGACAUGAACUCGAUGAUCGACGCGGCGAAAAUCGCCGACUUGGUGUUGUUGCUCGUGGACGGCAACUUUGGGCUCGAGAUGGAAACCAUGGAGUUUCUCAACAUUGCCCAGCAUCAUGGGAUGCCUCGAGUGCUUGGAGUGGCGACGCACUUGGACUUGUUCAAGAGCCAGAGCACUCUUCGAACUUCCAAAAAGAGGUUGAAGCACCGCUUCUGGACCGAGGUGUACCAGGGAGCCAAGCUCUUCUACCUCUCAGGAGUGCUCAAUGGAAGGUAUCCAGACCGAGAGAUUUUGAACUUGCUUCGGUUCAUAUCGGUGAUGAAGUUCCGACCUUUGAAGUGGAGAAACGAGCACCCUUAUUUGCUAGCAGACAGAGUGACCGACUUAACGCAUCCACAGCAAAUUGCUGAAAACCCGAAAACCGACAGGAAAGUCGCCCUCUACGGCUACUUGCACGGCACGCCGUUGCCUUCUACAAACGCACACAUCCACAUUGCUGGAGUUGGCGAUUACUACGCCCACAGUGUGGAGAAACUUCCAGAUCCGUGUCCAACGCCGUAUUUUGAGCAGAAGUUGGAUGAGAUCGAAAGAGAGAAAGCCAAAGCGGCUGCUGAGUCAGGUGAGGAGGUGGCGCCUCGAAGAAGACGCAGAAAGAGACUCGAGGACAAGCAGAAGAUCAUCUAUGCGCCAAUGUCUGAUGUGGGAGGUGUUUUGGUUGACCGAGACGCUGUGUACAUUGAUGUUGGAGACAAGCAGUCGUUUGUGGCCGGGGAGGAAAAGGGAGAAGGCGAAAAACUCGUCACCGACUUGCAAGAAGUCCAGAAAACGAUGCACGAGCGAUUUGCUGAGGGUCCAGGAUUGCAGUUGUUUUCGAAUUCGGCACACAUUGAAAAUGAGAAUGAACUAAACGAGCUGCUGGACGAAGAAGAAGCAGGAUUGCUUCAAGAAGCUGGCAGCAAGGGCCGUACGGCCAUGAGAAAGCCACGUUUGUACGGGAAAUCUGUGGCUGAAGACGACGAAUUCGACGAUAUGGACGAUGUUGAUCUGGAUCAGGAAAUGGAUGAGGAGGAGGAGGAGCAGCCCAAAAUGGUUGAAAUUGAUUUUGGCGAAGCCGCCAACGGCAAGGCCGCUAACGACUUGGAGUACGCAGAAGACUCGGAAUUAUCUUCAGACGACGAAAGUGAACAUUACACUGCCAUGGCCAGAAAACUCAAGGGCUCCAUUCAGCGUCGCUGGGAUAUCAACAAGCUCAUGUAUUUGGACAACAUCGACCCUGCAGAAGCCGUCAGACGAUGGAGACAGGAAAAAGUCGAAGAAAACGACGAAGACGACGAAGAAGAAGACGACAUUGAGGAGGAAGACGAGGAUUUUUUCAAGAAAAAGUCCACCGGUGGCCAAUCUGAAGAUUUGGAUACGUUUAUCCCCAAGUACCCUUCGCUUGACGAGCUUCGAGAGAAAUUUGACGCCAGCAGGAUAGAAGAUAGUGAUGACGAGUAUGAGAACGGGUACCGCAUUUUGAAGAGCCGUUUGUUGGUUGCGCCAAAACUCGAAGAAGGUGAGAAGGCUGGUAAUGACGAAAACGACGACGACGAUGAAGAAGAAGUGUAUGGAGACUUUGAGGAUCUUGAAGAUGGCGAGAAUCACGAGGAGGAGAAGGAAGGAGAAGAAAAGGAAGGAGAUGGCGAUGACUUUGCUGAUUUUGAGGCGGAAGAGGCCAAAGACGAGGAUCCAGAAGCUCACGAGGACGAAGAGAACUUGACGGUGGAGCAAAAAAGAGAACUCAACGCCGCCAAAAAGGCCAAGCUCAAAAUGCAAUUCGAAGACGAAGAAGACCGAGAGUUUGGUGCUGACGAUCCCGAAGGCGAUACCGAGGCAGAUACGUGGUACGAGUUUCAAAAAAACAAAAUGGCCAAGCAGUUGGAAAUCAACAAGGCCGAGUACGAGGACAUGGACCCAGAAACAAGAACCAAAAUCGAAGGCUACCGUGCUGGGUCAUACGUGAAGAUCGUGUUUGAAAAACUCCCCUGUGAGUUUGUGGAAAAUCUCGAUCCAGAGUACCCCAUUGUGUUGGGAGGCCUCUUGUCGACGGAAUCUCGUUUUGGCAUCAUGAACGUGAGAAUCAGAAGACACAGAUGGCACAAGAAGAUUCUCAAGUCGCAGGAUCCGUUGAUUCUUUCGCUUGGAUGGAGAAGGUUCCAGACCAUUCCGAUUUACACCACCACAGACUCGAGAACGAGAAACAGAAUGUUGAAAUACACCCCUGAGCACGCCUACUGUUUUGCGUCGUUUUACGGCCCGCUAGUGGCGCCCAACACGACGUUUGUCGGGUUCAAUCUUGUGGAUCAGUCGUCAACCACAGGAUCUUUCAGAGUGGCUGCAACUGGAGUUGUUGAGGAUUUGAAUUCGUCGGUGGAAAUCGUGAAAAAACUCAAGCUUGUGGGCCAUCCAUACAAGAUAUUCCGCAACACGGCGUUUGUCAAGGACAUGUUCUCGAAUUCGUUGGAAGUGGCCAAGUUCGAAGGAGCGGCGAUCAGAACAGUUUCUGGAAUCCGAGGAGAGAUCAAAAGAGCGCUUUCCAAGCCAGACGGGUACUUCCGGGCGACUUUUGAAGACAAGGUGUUGAUGUCUGAUACCAUUUUCCUCAAAACGUGGUAUCCAGUGAAAGUGAAGAAGUUCUACAAUCCAGUGACGUCUUUACUCCUCAGCAAGCACAAUGAAUGGAAAGGAAUGAGACUCACGGGCCAAGUGAGAGCGGAAAACAACAUUCCAACGCCAAUCGAGAAGGAUAGCACUUACAAGAAAAUCGAGCGAGAAGAGAGGAAAUUUAACCCGCUCAAGGUGCCCAAGCUGAUCAGAAAAGAGUUGCCGUUCAAGAGUCAGAUCCACGAAGCCAAGCCGCAAAAGAAGCUGACGUAUAUGGCCAAAAGAGCUGUUGUUGUGGACGGAGACGAGAAAAAGAUGAGAGACCUUGUGAACAAGAUCAACACGCUUAAAAAGGACAAGGAGAUGAAGAGGAAAGCCAAAAAGAGCGAGAAGUUCCUGGAGAAGUUGAAGGAGAUUGCCAAAAAGGAAGAGGCCAAGAAGGAGAAGGAGAGAGAGCGCAAGAGAGAGUAUUUUGCCAAGCAGGGCAAAAAGAGACUGUUGGAGCUGAGCGAGGCGGGUUCUGCUGCCUUUGGCAGCAAAAGGAGGAGGUGA
Molecule: messenger RNA, 3573 nt
Organism: Candidozyma auris
Lineage: Eukaryota; Fungi; Ascomycota; Pichiomycetes; Serinales; Metschnikowiaceae
Gene: BMS1
Product: GTPase BMS1
Exons: 1
Coding region: 1-3573 (1190 amino acids)
Biological process (GO): ribosome biogenesis; maturation of SSU-rRNA from tricistronic rRNA transcript (SSU-rRNA, 5.8S rRNA, LSU-rRNA); endonucleolytic cleavage of tricistronic rRNA transcript (SSU-rRNA, 5.8S rRNA, LSU-rRNA)
Cellular component (GO): nucleus; 90S preribosome
Molecular function (GO): GTP binding; U3 snoRNA binding; ATP binding
Source: RefSeq, a predicted model, not a curated record